UUUGUAGUCGAACAAAGAACCUGACGCAUUUAAGCGCACUUUAGCGUUUCUCGAGCCAGUGUGUGACAGAAGUGUGCAGAGGAACUUUCUACCACGCUUGCGACGGAACGAGAUGAACGCUUUCAUCGUCAUAGUGUGUUAUUUGUCUAUAAUCCUACCAUAUGGAGCCCACUGCGCCAAGCUACGCAGGACAAAGAUGUGCCACGGCUCGUCUUCUUACAAGUAUGACGAGAGCAUGCUAACGUUAGGGACGUUGAUUCCAGACAUUAAGAAUGCCACAAGUACGUAUACCCGGGACAGCGAAGAGAGAACCUUAAUUCUGAGUUUGGUUGACUGGAAAUGUCCCAAACGUCUAACGACGUCGUCGGUCCUCUGUCCCCACUACUUCGUGCUCAACUACGACCACAACCGGAUCCCAGCUAUUGUCUACGAGGCCAGAUGCAAAUGUAGGAACUGUUUGCAAUCACACAUCAAGAAGUGUCUUCCCUUGUACCACUUCAGAUAUGUUCUGCUAAAGGACACCACUUCGGACUGUUAUGUGAGAAAAGUCAAAGCUUUCGCGGUGGGUUGUCAGUGUCAUACUCAUUCGUUGGCUUAUUCAGCAAAUCGUUUGUAAAUAGAUGCUUACAUGAAUUCUUCUGGUAUCGCCAGUUCGUCAUAUCGAUAGUUGGUUAUAUGAACUAGUCUUUAUUGUCACGGUUGCCACACAAGUUGUGGAUUUAAUUUGAAAUAAAUGUCUAUCGAACUUUC
Haliotis rubra (blacklip abalone) is the source of this 750-nucleotide messenger RNA. RefSeq names its product interleukin 17-like protein. The record is from RefSeq and is a predicted model, not a curated record. The transcript is spliced from 2 exons. Lineage: Eukaryota; Metazoa; Mollusca; Gastropoda; Lepetellida; Haliotidae. Bases 113 to 616 code for a protein of 167 amino acids. Gene Ontology annotation, cellular component: extracellular region. Gene Ontology annotation, molecular function: cytokine activity.